AAAGGGUUUUUCAUCGCACGCGGCGGUAACCUGUGAGCCUCUUGGGCAGUCUGCGUUUACUGUGUGUGUGUGUGUGCGCGCGGGUGUUUGUGGGUGCGUGGCGUCGCGGGAGCAGCAAGAUGGCAAAGGCGGCCGGGCAGGCCGGGGAUGAGACUCCCACGCGAGCGCGCCGCGAGGCUGAGGCGCGUAAACGAAGUCCAAGCCCUGGUACUGUCAGCGCAGACCGCAUCAUGAUCGCAGUGGCGCUCGUGGUGGUGAGUGUGGCCCUGUACGGGUACGAGGCCUACUCCCACCGCGUGCAUCGCGACUGGAGCGAUUUGAGCAACUUGGAUAGCAUUGCUUGGCAAACCAUUGAGGGCAUCAUCAUGUCUCACAAAGCAGAUACGGGCAUGCCGGCCAUGUUGACACGAAUCUCUGAGAGCAAGGCCGCAGCUGGCCGACACUACUUGGUGACGGGUGGCAAUCGGGGUCUGGGCCGCGCAAUAACCCGUCGACUCCUCUGCCUUGGCGCAACAGUCACCAUUACCAGCCGAAGCACUCCUCAUGAUCUUGCCGAAUCCAUCGCUUUUGAGGCAGCUGGAAUCGAGCAGUGCUCACUGCCAGAUCCCAAAUUGCUUGCUGCACGGCUGCGUGUGCAGGCCUUGGAUUUGAGCAAUCUCCAGAGCGUCAAGGCCGCAGUGGCUGCACAGAGCGACGCACGUCACGGGCAAGCGUUUGAUGCCGUCAUUCUCAAUGCAGGGCUUGCACCGCUGGGCAAGCGGCUGACGGCACAAGGCUUUGAGGAGGGGUUGGGCGUCAACUGCGUUGGUCAUUACGUUCUGACCAAGCUGCUCGUGGAGCACGGGCUACUGGCUGCCGGCGGACGCCUGGUGGUUGUGACCAGCGAGACGCACCGUGCCAGCCCGCCCCUGGAUUUGGAGCAUCUAUUCGAUCCCGUGACAUAUGCUUAUGGUGAAUCCAUGACAUAUUAUGCGCGCAGCAAACUGGCCGUCAACACCGUGGCGACGUACUGGACGGAAACCUUGCGUGGGCAGGUAUCCGUGCACAGCAUCUGCCCCGGCCCCGUGGCAACUGACAUUGCGCGUCAUGCGCCAGCAGGCCUCAAAAUCUUGGUCGAUGCCUUUAUGAAAGCUAUUUUUCAAACCCCAGAUGAAGCUGCCCUUCCGGUUGUGAUGCUUGCUGUGGAUGAAAAUUAUGCGGAACGCACGGGUGAUUACUUCCACAUGUACAAGCCCAAGGCGCAGCGCGCUGAUGUGGUUGAUUUUGAACCUCUGGAGACCGGCGUGAUGGUGCUUGUCCUGAUCAUUGGUGAUAUGCACAUCCCUCAUCGGGCCAGCAACCUGCCCGAGAAAUUCAAGGCACUGCUGGUGCCCAACAAGAUUCAACACAUUUUGUGCACGGGCAACUUGGUGAGCCGUGACAUGUUUGAUUACCUCAAGACUUUGGCCUCGGACGUACAUGUCACAGCCGGCGACUUUGACGAGUCUUCAUACCCGGAGCAAAAGGUCGUGACAAUUGGCAGCUGGCGCAUUGGUCUUUGCCACGGGCAUCAAAUUGUGCCAUGGGGUGAUCAUGAUGCUCUUGAGCUCAAGGCCCGGCAACUCGACGUGAACGUCCUGAUUACGGGCCACACGCACAAGUUUGAGGCCUGGUCUGCGCACGGUCGCUAUUACAUCAACCCUGGCUCGGCCACCGGUGCCUUCAACAACACCUCGGCCAGCAGCGUUCCCAGCUUUGCCCUUAUGGACGUGCAGGCAAGUACCAAGACCCGCGACUCCCCCCGUUGCUCACUGCCGAACGUGUGCGAGCGGCCCGCGUUUGUUGUCAAAGGUGGCUGGGACCCCUAUAGAUCCAAUCGACCUAACUUUACAAACGUGACCUAUAAACUGGACUUGGAAGGGAGCAUCAUGGCGCUGGAGCAGUGGGAGUUUUGGAUUCACAGGGCAGAGGAGGCGCUCGUGGCCGCCUCUUUAUUGCUGUUUCCAGCGGCGGCACUCUACAACUACAUCAAUUCAAGUGUGCCGGUUGCGGCAUUGAUUCGCAUGCGACUCUGCAACCAUGAAUUGUUGGCCGAAGCUCCAGACAUGACACCCAUUUCUCUGGGCCACGUUGAUGCCCAGGACAUUGCUCUGCCACAGGCCCAUGCUCAUGAUGCUACACCCAGCAACGUGAGCCGGCCACGGCUGUCAACGCAGCGCCGCGAGUUGGACUGCAUCAUUUGGGGGGAUACUGUACGGGCGCUGCACGUCAGUGUCGAACACGAUGCCUGGUUUAGCCAAGUCUUGGGGUCUCCCGUCAUGCUUGUCGAGUCAAUCCCCACAGCGCGUCAGCUCUCGCCACAAUUCUACACUGAGGAGGAGCGCACCCUGCGUUUCGCGGACGGCUACCCUCUAUUGAUUGGCAGUGAAGCUGCACUCGAGCAGCUGAAUAGCAAAUUGCGUCACAAGUGGAACAACGAUCUGCACUUGAACUGGGAUCGCUUCAGGCCAAAUGUCGUGGUGGAUGGCUGCGAAGCCCACGAGGAGGACUGGUGGUACGAUUUGACGAUAGGGCAUCUGCCCAUGAAGGCGUGCAAGCCGUGCUCGCGGUGCUCCAUGCCCACCGUCAACCAAGAAACGGGCACCCGUGAUCCAGACCAGGAGCCCACACUGACAUUGAAGACCUACCGUGACCACAACAACACGCCCUACUUUGGCGCCAAUGCCGUCGCCGUUGCACGAGCGGGCAUGCUGCACACUGGGGACGUGGUGCGGGUGCAAUCGCGUGCAUGCACACCUGUGGCUGCGCUGAGCGGCCGGAGCGCGCCAAACUGA
Messenger RNA from Monosiga brevicollis MX1, 2813 nucleotides. RefSeq lists its product as uncharacterized. Gene Ontology annotation, biological process: retrograde transport, endosome to Golgi; intracellular protein transport. The transcript has 18 exons. The record is from RefSeq and is a predicted model, not a curated record. Lineage: Eukaryota; Choanoflagellata; Craspedida; Salpingoecidae. Gene Ontology annotation, molecular function: pyridoxal phosphate binding; catalytic activity; molybdenum ion binding. Gene Ontology annotation, cellular component: endosome; retromer complex. Bases 120 to 2813 code for a protein of 897 amino acids.